Messenger RNA from Drosophila melanogaster (fruit fly), 3322 nucleotides. RefSeq lists its product as uncharacterized. The transcript is spliced from 9 exons. The record is from RefSeq and is marked reviewed. Lineage: Eukaryota; Metazoa; Arthropoda; Insecta; Diptera; Drosophilidae. Bases 188 to 3211 code for a protein of 1007 amino acids.
UUAGUUCCCGGUCGACGUUCGACGGUGUCGAAUCAGCUUUUCCAAAUAGUUCGGAUAUCGGAUAUCGCCCAUAUAGAGUGUACUUUUCCACAAUCGCACCGUUGCUGUAGCCGCGUGGAAAGGGAAAUGCGGCCCGAAUUAGGAACACCCGAAAGUGACCAGAACGCUCAUAAAUAAUCCAGUGAAAAUGAAAGCAAAUCCCGCGAUUCUGCUCAUUUCCUUCUCGCUUCUGGCCUUCCAAUCCAAUUGUGUAGCUACGCAAAAGUCGCAGCUUGGUCAGCCGCUUAUACAAUUGAGUCACGACAACAACGACGAUGACUAUCCAGAAGUUAAGGACGAAAUUCACUUGGAAGACUUCUUUUGGACUGGCUCGGGGGAUGGGCCACCGGAUUUUCUGAAGAAGGUGCACACGGGGAUUACCAAGGGCAAGGAAACAGUUUUCAAGACCGAAACGGUGGUGGCCACCAUCUAUGUGGAUGGAAAUAAUGAGAUCGACAUACCCAUUUGUCUGGACUGCAAGCCAGAUGAUGGCGGCGGCACCUGGGACAUGGGUGGCCCAGGAAUGCCUCCUCUGAACUACUCCGCCACGGACCGACGUUAUUGGCUGCUGACCGUCAUGUCGGGAUUCUAUACGGCCAAGGAUAAUCCCACGUUGGAGGAGAAGCUGGCACGGCUAUAUCGUCUGGCUUUUACCAGACAACAAACCAGGCACCUUGGCAUUAAUGGAGCUCAACAAAUCGAAGGGGUUAACCUACCGGCACCUCGAGAACGUCGAAAGUCUUUGACGCUACCGACGAGAGUGGAAACCACGACGGGAUCGCCAGCAGAUGAUGUCGAAAUACUGGACAUGCAGGAUGAGGACGAGCAGCACUACAUAAAGAGUGUGAGGCGACUGGGCGAAGACACCGAGUGGGCCAGCCACUCGCAGGAGGAGCAGGAGCAGGAGCAGUCCGAGGAGCAGCUCCCAUUGGGGGUCACACCCUCGACCAGCACGGAAUCGAUAGAUUAUGGAGCAUACGUUACUCUGAUCCCCUGGGAGCUCAUACAGCAGAAUGGGAAAUCGGAAAAGUUGCGGGAAAUGCACGAAACCUUGUUGACUAAGCAACCGCCGGUGCAACAACAACAGGAACAACAACAGGGGGCGCAACCACCACCCCAGACCCAUCCCCAAAGCCUUCCCCAUUCCCAGUCCCAGUCCCAGCCACUUUAUAGGGACGAGCACGUCAGAGUUGUCAUACACAACCUAACACAAAUUAGCGAGGCGGAUGUGCAAAAGUGGAGCACCAACACCAAUGGGUUCGGUACCAUGGAGGAGCACAACUACGUCAACCUCAAAUUCAGCAAUGAUCGACCGAUAGCCAACCAAACGGAGCUGAUUUACACGGUUCUGGUGAAUGGUCGACCUGUUUUGGCCACAACAGCAGCAAAGGACAUGGAACUGGUCAGUGAAUCCGAAGCGGUGAAGACAUUUGGACAGGCCGUAUAUAUGAAAUCUGAACCCUACAUCAGGGAGCCCACGGCAACCGCUUUGGCUCCUGUUCCUCGAAGUGGACAGGCUGGAUUCUUUAACUCGGUCAAAAACAACGUGGCCCUGGUUGUCAUCAGUUCUUUGGCCAUACUGCUGCUGAUGCUGCUCCUCGUGGCGGUUCUACUCCUGGGACGAACCCGAUCCCGGCAAAGAGAACUUAGUGCAGUCAACAGAAACUCCUCCCGCAACGAACUCCUCUCCGAUGGUCAAUCAAUGCGACCUACGACUAGUGAGAGGACCGAAGGAGAACCAAGUCCAGGACAUUCCCAAUCCCGGGAGGCAGGAGUAAGGAACUUCUCCUACGAGAGGGAGCCACGCAUCAGUUUCCCAGCUCCGCCGCAGGAGACACGAUCCCGUCGAGAGUCCAUUUCCUCGUCCACGGACAACACUUCCGAUUCCUCCGUUUACUGCCCUAUCAAUCCGCCGAGUGCCGAUGUCCAAAGGAUCCUGGACGACAAGGCUGCCCGCUUGUUUGACGCCCAUAAGAGGCGUCAUCAGUACGAUCGAGCCGAAGGUCACGAGGAAACCGUUUACACAUCCGUGGUGUCGGAGAAGAAGAGCGACAAAAUGCGACACAAGUCCAGAAGGCGCUACCUGAACGAGAACCGAGUGGGCUCCUUGGAGACGAGUCCGGUCCAAGGUUCCCUGGCGGGUCAUUCCUCCGCUGAGGAGUCCCCCGAAGUUAUGCGCCGGAGCUACGAGAACUUCCAACGAAGCGAAGCCUUCAAUCCGCACAACAACUACCACCGGAACAAGUUGCUGACCCAAAAAACCGGCAGAGGGGCGUCCGCCGAGGCCAUCAACAGCGAGAUGAUCCGGAAUAUUCAGCCAUCCGACAAGUCGGAUACGGCCAGUGUGGGAUCCUUCCUGUCGAUGGCCUCGGUCCGGGCCUUUCCCAAGAGUACUCUGCCGGAACCACUGAACCGCGUACUGGAUCCCGUCUUCGUCACCUACUACGACAACGUGAACGCAGUGGCGCCUCACAACUCCACAAGAUCCCUGCGAUCCCACAAGUCGCAGGGCAGCAAGGACAACACCAUUGCCACUAUCGCCAGUUUUCCCAGUCCCAAGGCACCGCCGUCGGUGAGGAAUGUCCGCUCCGCCUCGCACAGCGACAAUCCGGAUCCGGGAGUCGUGGGUCCCGUGGUCUGGGAGCGGCACAAGAAGAAACAGACGCAGGAGGCCCAGACCUAUGCCGACUACAACCCCAGUCCGCUGCACAAUCCGUCGGCCAUUAGAAACCACUACGAGGGGCUUCUGGAGGGAGCCCUGCAGAUGUACUCCAGCCAGGACGACAUACCCAUGCCCCUGCCCACCCAGAAUUUCACCAACAACCGGAGGGCUACGAAGCGCGAGCACAGGGGCUCAUCUGCGGGAUUGCCGAGCUUUCAUCCUUCGGCGGAACCCAAGAGCUUAGCUGAACGUCCGGCAACCGCUCAGCCGGAGAAGACGUCCAAGUCGGCGCACUCGACGCAACCUCCGUCGCCUACUUACAGUGCCUGGGGAGGUGGGAGUAUGUACAGCUCCCACUCCACCCUGAAUCGUCCAGUGAGCGCAGGACCCUUCCAGAGGAUGGAGGCCCGAUUGGAUGCGACUGCUCCAUCGGGCAGUAGAACGGGAACUGCACCCCUUAUCGAGGCCAUACAGUCCGAGCUACGAAAGUUCAAGCAACAGCAGGAGUAGAGCCCACAACGGAUGAUCUUAGCCAUGUCAUGGCAAUGGCGUAUCAUUCAUGUCCGAACCAAAACUGUUUGCAAUUCAUUUAGAAUAAACUUUUCUUAAUACUCCAAAAGG